Messenger RNA from Cuscuta campestris, 2175 nucleotides. Lineage: Eukaryota; Viridiplantae; Streptophyta; Magnoliopsida; Solanales; Convolvulaceae. The record is from the annotation of a GenBank genome assembly.
CAACCAUGGUUGCUGGCAAAGUCAAAGUAGCAAUGGGUUUGCAGAAAUCGCCGGCGAACUCCAAACCACCCAAAUCAGAUCCAUCUCCGAAGCCGCAUUCUCCGUCCCCGAGCUCCGGCAAGCAAACCCAGAAAGGCGCACUCUUUUCUCGUUCCUUCGGCGUUUACUUCCCACGCGCCUCCGCCCAGGUCCAGCCCCGCCCGCCGGACGUCACCGAGCUACUCCGUCUGGUCGAGGUCUUGCGAGAGAGGGAGUCCCGGUUGAAGACCGAGCUUCUCGAGCAGAAACUUCUCAAAGAAUCGGCGGCGAUUGUCCCUGUCCUCGAGAGCGAGAUUUCGGCCAGAGAUUCGGAAUUGGAACGGUCUCGCCGGAAAGUCGAGUGCUUGGAGGCGGAGAAUGACAGGCUCAGAAUGGAAGUCGAGAUUUUACACAUGGAGAUCUUCAAGCAAAACGGACGCUACGAGGAGAAGCUGAAACAUAUGGAAACAGAGAUUUUGGAGCUGAGGAAGAUGAAUGAAGAUCUGGCAUUAACUCAGAGAUUGCCAGAAUCUACCAGUACGAGUCACAAAUCGGUGCCCACCAAGUGUUUGAGAAAAUGCGCGACUCAGCCCAGCUUCUCAGUAACGAGUGACAACGGUAAGGGUGAGUUCGAGAAGAGCAGGAAAGAGGAAGGGUCCAUCGAGGUCAGUGAAAGGCCAUGGUAUUCUCGGUCUAGCUCCGAGGAAACGGCGGAGACUUCCGAGAGUUUGUUGAGCUUAAGAUCCCGAGUUCCUAGGGUUCCUAAGCCUCCUCCUAGACGGUCUUCGUCUGGAUCUUUAACAGAUUCGGCAAGCCGCGAAGUACCAGAAGUUACCCACAUUCCGCCGCCGCCUCCCCCUCCACCCACGGUGUCAUCAAAGCCAAUUGCUCCACCGGUACCUCCUCCUCCACCGGCUCCACAUUCCAGUAAGGCGGCACCUCCGCCGCCACCUCCCCCACCAAAGGGUCUACUAAAACCCCUCCCAGCAAAAGUUAGAAGGGUACCGGAGGUGGUGGAAUUUUAUCAUUCUCUGAUGCGAAGGGACUCCCGGCGGGAGUCAGGAGGCCCAUGUGACGCUCCAACUCCGGGGACGGCCACCACCAAGGAUAUGAUAGGUGAAAUUGAGAACCGUUCUUCGCAUUUACUAGCAAUCAAGACAGAUGUAGAAGUACAAGGAGAUUUCAUAAGAUUCUUGAUCAAAGAGGUAGAGAGUGCUGCAUUUACAGACAUUGAGGAUGUUUUGCUGUUCGUUAAAUGGCUUGAUGAUGAGCUCUCUUACCUGGUUGAUGAAAGGGCAGUGUUGAAACACUUUGAAUGGCCCGAGCAAAAAGCAGAUGCUCUAAGGGAAGCGGCAUUUGGGUAUAGCGAUAUGAAGAAGCUUGUCACGGAGGCAUCUUCGUUCCGAGAUGAAGAUUAUAGGCAAUCCUCUGGUCCAGCUCUUAAAAAAAUGCAGGCCUUGUUUGAAAAAUUAGAGCAUGGUGUUUACAAUUUGUCAAGAAUGAGGGAAACUGCUAGCAAUAGAUACAGAUUGUUUCAUAUUCCUAUGGACUGGAUGUUGGACACAGGUUAUGCUAGUCAGAUGAAGCUGGCGUCGGUUAAACUGGCGAUGAAGUACAUGAAACGGGUGUCUGCAGAGCUUGAGAUGGUUGGUGGUUGUCCGGACGAAGAAGAGCUAAUUGUUCAAGGUGUCAGGUUUGCCUUCAGAGUACACCAGUUUGCGGGUGGUUUUGACGUGGAAACGAUGAAGGCAUUUGAAGAACUGAGAGACAAAGCAGCCCACCACUACAAGACUCCUCUAUCUUCAUCUUCAUCUUCUUCUUCUUCUUCUUUACCUUGCUAAUCUCUAGCAAUCAUCUCUGCUCUGUUUUUUGCUAUAUAAUAAUAAUAUUUGUAUUAUUUAUUUUAUUUACUUUUAACUAAUUAUUGGAAUGUCCCUGACCAAAUGGAUGAGUACUCUUUCACAGUUGAGUACAUAGUGUGAGUGAUCAUUUCUGAAAGAAAAAAAAUCAUGCUUCACCUUGGACUUUCUACUGUCAUGGUUUUUAGGUGAAAAUUUAACCAUUUUUAUCUGACACAAUGUAAAUUUAAAAAAUUACCACAAAUUAAUUUUGCGAAAGUUGUUUGCGAUGGAAAUCGAAUGAAAUUAUUUUUGCAUU